AUGGCGGGUUUAAGACCCAUCACCUCAAUAUCACAAACAUCUUCUGCGCAACUUUUUACCUCGCGUUUAUUAUUACUUCUAACUCUUCUUCCAUUAACUCUUGCCUGCUUUGCAUUUAUUCUUCAAUGGCGGGGCGGAUUGACCGACCCGACUACCCGGUGGUCCCCUGAUCACCAUGAGUUUCCCGGAAUGGAAAUUGUCAGUGGUUCGACUAAGGAUACGGUUAGGAAUUCGGGUUCGGGGUGUACGGAUCUUCUGGGUCAGAGUCAUUCCGUUUCCUUUCCUUAUUUUCGUGGUUGGAAAUUCGGGUUCGGGUCGGAUCUGAAACCCAAGAUAUGUAUAACGACAAGCACCUCUGCUGGCUUAGAACAGACUUUACCAUGGAUAUUUUAUCACAAGGUUAUGGGAGUCUCGAAUUUUUUUCUUUUUGUGGAGGGUAAAGCUGCCUCCAUCGAUGUAUCUAAAGUUUUGGAAACGAUUUCGGGAGUGAAAGUUAUAUACAGAACAAAAGAAUUAGAGGAACAACAAGCUAAAAGUCGGAUCUGGAAUGAGACCUGGUUGUCAAGCUUCUUCUACAAACCAUGUAAUUAUGAGUUAUUUGUGAAGCAAUCCCUCAAUAUGGAAAUGGCUAUUGUCAUGGCAAGGGAGGCUGGGAUGGACUGGAUUAUCCAUCUUGACACCGAUGAGCUAAUUCAUCCUGCAGCAGCUCGUGAAUAUUCCUUGAGACAGUUGCUGUCAGAUGUGCCUGGAAAUGUUGAUACAGUUAUCUUUCCAAAUUACGAGAGCAGUGUUGAGCGAGAUGAUAUCAAGGAACCUUUUAGUGAGGUCUCAAUGUUCAAGAAGAAUUAUGACCAUCUUCCCAAAGAUACAUACUUCGGCAAUUAUAAGGAAGCAACUCGUGGUAAUCCAAACUAUUUUUUGACAUACGGGAAUGGGAAAUCUGCUGCUCGUGUUCAAGAUCAUCUCCGUCCUAAUGGCGCACACAGAUGGCACAACUACAUGAAAACACCCAAUGAGGUUAAACUGGAGGAGGCUGCUGUUCUGCAUUACACAUACCCUAAAUUUUCUGAUCUGACUUCAAGACGUGAUCGUUGUGGAUGCAAGCCUACAAAGGAAGAUGUUAAAAGAUGCUUCAUGUUGGAAUUUGACAGAGCUGCAUUCAUAAUUGCUUCAACAGCAACAGAGGAGGAAAUGCUUCACUGGUACCGGGAACGGAUUGUGUGGACUGACAAAGCACUGAACCUGAAACUCUUGCGAAAGGGCAUCUUGACUCGCAUCUAUGCUCCCAUGGUCAUUGUUCAGGGACUUAGGGAAUCUGGUGUUUUCAGCUCUGUGAUAGCAUCGGCACAGAAGGAGGUCUUAUUAUCUGUUAAGAAUAGCAACUCUUCCAUGACAGCUGGAGUUAUUUCUUCAAGAAAGAUUGGUCACGGUGGAGAAUCUCAGGCCACUGCAAGAAGGGUCUUGCAAAUCCCUGACAAUGCUUCUAUCUUUUCAGCAAUUCCACCGCUAUCUCCUCCUGGCCUGGAAGAUAUUGGCAUAGAGAGGGCUCUUCCCGAUCAUUACCCAAGCGCUGGUGUACAUUUUGGUUUAGAUAGUAGGUUCUAUAGAGUUGGGGGUGUAGAGCGGGAUUCUGAUUACUUUCAUAUUCAUGAAUUUUGUCUUCUUGCUAGGCCAAGGAGCUUGAAGAUUGGACAGCUGGGUUCUUUGAGAUUCAGUGUGAUGGGUUCUAAACGAGGUGUCUUGAGUUUAUCUAAACCCGCUGCCUCUUCAAUUGUUGAUGACAAGAAAGAUAAGAAACUUAAGGGAACGAGUGGUGGUGAUUGUGAGAAUGCUGUUGUCGAGGAAAAUUAUCGGGAAGUCCAAUCAGUUGAAAUUCGAAGUAUCAAUGAUGAUCCAGCAAAAAUCGAGGUGAUGACAGUUCAGGAACUUAGGACGGCAUUGAGGAAAUUUGGAAUCCCUGCCAAAGGUCGUAAAGCUGAACUUGUAUCUGCUCUAAAGCAUUUCAUGGCCAAGAAGAUAGAUGGUGAUAGCUCUCAGGAAGUAGAAGGAUGUGUUACCUUUAAUUCUGUGGAAAAAAUUUCACUGCAAAAGAACACUAAACGUGCAUCUGAUGAAAGCUGUGUUAUAAGCAAUAACAAUGUUUCAGAGGUUUCUGGGUUUAAACAGAGUAAGAGAAGGAUGAAACAAUCCCCCAUCGAGGAUAAAACUGUCAAAGUUGGUACUGAAAUAGUCACUACAAAGAAGAAGCUUUCAAUUAAAACUGAUGAUCUAGUUACUUCGCCUCAAGCUGAACCCUGGACAGUUCUUGCACACAAAAAGCCACAGAAAGGGUGGAUUCCAUAUAACCCCAGAACCAUGAGGCCUACACCUCUAACUGAUGCAAACUUGGUGAAGCUAAUGUCUUGGAAUGUCAAUGGGUUAAGAGCAUUAUUGAAGGCAGAGGGAUUCUCUGCCCUUGAACUUGCCCGAAGGGAAAACUUUGACGUGUUGUGCAUGCAAGAGACUAAACUGCAGGCAAGUAUAUUGUUACAUAUAUGGUCGCAUGAGGAGAAGGAUGUUCCUUCCUUCAAACAAUGUCUGAUAGAUGGUUAUGAGAAUAGCUUCUGGACAUGUAGCAAUGCCAAACUUGGUUAUUCUGGGACUGCAAUUGUCUCUCGGAUAAAGCCCCUUUCAGUCCGUUAUGGUCUAGGCAUCCCAGACCAUGAUAGCGAGGGACGUGUUGUGACGGCAGAGUUUGAUUCAUUUUAUUUAGUAAAUACAUACGUUCCUAACUCUGGAGAUGGCUUGAAGAGAUUGGAGCUUGAAAAGUCAAAGCCUGUCAUUUUGACUGGCGAUCUGAAUUGUGCUCAUAAGGAGAUAGAUAUUUACGAUCCUGCUGUCAGUAAACAUGUUGGAUUCCCCAUUUUAGGUUAUGAGUUUCAAAUGCGUGUUGAGGGAAAUAAAAGAAGUGCUGGGUUUACAGAAGAAGAAAGACAAUCAUUUGGGUCAAACUUUUUGUCGAACGGAUUUGUAGAUACCUUCAGAAAGCAGCAUCCCGAUGUUGUCGGGUAUACCUACUGGGGUUAUCGACAUGGUGCACGGAAAACUAACAAAGGAUGGCGGCUUGACUACUUUCUUGUGUCAGAAUCCAUAGCAAACAAGGUUCAUGACUCCUACAUUGUCCCUGAUGUUAUUGGGAGUGAUCACUGUCCUAUUGGCCUUGUACUCAAGAUUUAG
Messenger RNA from Dovyalis caffra, 3216 nucleotides. The record is from the annotation of a GenBank genome assembly. Lineage: Eukaryota; Viridiplantae; Streptophyta; Magnoliopsida; Malpighiales; Salicaceae.